UUCUCCAAGUGUGUCCUGCACUCGACGCACUCUUUUCCGCACGACCAGCUUUUUAGACCCCCCAUCGAUUCGCACCUUCUCGGCGCAUCCCGGUGGCCCUUCGUCAUUCCAGUAAUCCUCCGAGCUUCUACCCGUCCUAUCUUUCCGAUCAUGCCGCUCACCGCGCGCUAAAAGCUCCGGGACACUACUCUCUUCAACGACGAUCCGGAUAUUUCAACGUACCGAGCGCCGUUUCUUUGUCGACAUUCCGAAAAAAAACCCUUCACGCGCGCCUCGUAGUACACGUCCCCAUUCAACCUACCCACAAAGAUUUGGCAAGGAAUUGGUCGCUCUACCGACCUGUUGGGAGCUCUGCAAGAUGGCGGCUAGCAAUACUAGUAGUGGUAAUCGGUCAAUGGAAUCCCGGACUGGGCGUACCAAGCAACGAUACAAUACGAAAGGCGAACGACUGGUUGCCGGCGUUGUCCCUUUGAGUGCGGACAAGUACUACGUCAUGUUGAUCCAGUCCACACGUCGAAAAGGUUGGGUGUUGCCCAAGGGCGGAUGGGAACUUGACGAGGAAUGUCACGAGGCUGCUGCCCGUGAAGCCUGGGAGGAGGCCGGUAUCGUGGUUCAGAUCAACUAUGACUUGGGUGAUAUUCAGGAUACCCGCCCUCCCAAGAAAAAUCCUCUCAAGGAGAAGGAGCGCUCGCUCUACCGAUUCUUCGAGGCCACCGUCACCAGCGAGGAGCCUGAGUGGCCCGAGAAGGACAAACGUGAGCGCAAGUGGUACACAUACGCUGAAGCCACCGAGUUGUUGAAAGAACGGCCGGAACUUCAAGCAGCUCUAGAUUUGUCGACGAUCAAGAGGUAGCCUUGGUACCGCCAUACUUGGGGGCGAUAGUGUCGCUCUCCGCUGUCUCGGGAGCAGUGUGUGCAUGGAGACAGUUCCGCGAAGGGGUACUGAGGCUUAUUGCUGACGUUCCGACUUGCUGCGUCUUGAUCUUCCUACCAUAUGGGACUCUAAAGAGCAAAGCAACACAAUAUCUCUGGUAGUAGCGAGAGUCCAAAAUCCAUCCCAAUAUGGCGACCAUUUGGAUACAGCUUGGAGUGCGUUUUAAGUCCCCAGUUCUCAGCCAGCGCAAUCUUGUGUCUUGUUCUUCCCCAUGGUCUAUCUCUGCUUACCUCCCCGAGACGGUGCGCGCAGGUUAGCCUGGUUGGAACUGUAGCUGCUUCGGCAGUCGUUCCUGCCUAAGGUCGCAGAAGAUCGAUGCUUUCAUCAGCUUCGCGCGAAUUCUGAGAUACAUCGUUCGAAGCAACGGAUAAUAUGGUUUUGACCGAAACUGGCCUGUUUGGGACGCAACCAAUGUUUCUUUGUCUUGAGAUUCAAAAUCUCUCCCCUUUUCCUUCGUAUUUUAUCUGCAUUCAUGUUUGGGCGUUUACGGGAGGCCUAUAGAGUCGCAUUUGGUUCUCUUAUGU
Messenger RNA from Neurospora tetrasperma FGSC 2508, 1458 nucleotides. RefSeq lists its product as uncharacterized. NCBI's taxonomy places the organism in Eukaryota, Fungi, Ascomycota, Sordariomycetes, Sordariales, Sordariaceae. Gene Ontology annotation, cellular component: nucleus; cytoplasm. The record is from RefSeq and is a predicted model, not a curated record. Gene Ontology annotation, biological process: adenosine 5'-(hexahydrogen pentaphosphate) catabolic process; diadenosine hexaphosphate catabolic process; diphosphoinositol polyphosphate metabolic process. Gene Ontology annotation, molecular function: diphosphoinositol-polyphosphate diphosphatase activity; endopolyphosphatase activity; bis(5'-adenosyl)-hexaphosphatase activity. The transcript has 2 exons. The coding region runs from base 359 to 853 and encodes 164 amino acids.